Messenger RNA from Anopheles bellator, 693 nucleotides. RefSeq lists its product as uncharacterized. The transcript has 5 exons. NCBI's taxonomy places the organism in Eukaryota, Metazoa, Arthropoda, Insecta, Diptera, Culicidae. The record is from RefSeq and is a predicted model, not a curated record. The coding region runs from base 37 to 549 and encodes 170 amino acids.
CGCCGCUUAACAAAGGAUUGAAUUGAAGCUGUGUCGAUGGAGCAUCUGUGGAAAAAUUUUGACGAAAAGAUUUCGGCUUUGGAUGCUGAAACUUGCGCGCUGUGGACUGUUCUAGAGACUAACGUUGAAAAGUUGACGGCAUGUAAAAGCAAUUCAUCGAUCAACGAAGAUAUAAUAGUGAUAGAGCACAGCGCAAUGCUGGAAUCAACAACGGCGGAUAUGAUUAGCAACCAAUGCAACUCACGUAUAAUUAGACAGCAAUGCGAAAACCUAACUCCUAUUGGAUGUUCAGAUGAAUCGAAUUCUAUAAAAAAUGUCAGACAGCAAAUGCGGGAUAAUUCUGAAGAAAUCGAAAACAUUCAACGUUUGUUGGGUGACAUCGGAAAUAUGACAAAACAUAUCCAAUCGAGCGUUCACUUCCAUCGUGCUGAGAAGAAUAUAAAGCUUGAAGAACUUAAAGAACGCAAAGAAAAACUUGAUCGCAUCAAGGUGGAUCGGAUCAAUAUGAUUAAUAAUUUCAACAAUAUGUUAGAUAAUGCCAGCCUGUAGCGGAACCCUUGCGAUUCGUAAUGUGAAUCGACGGAUAACAAAUAGGUUUGCUUUUAUACAAAAAGCACUAGUUAUUGAAAGAAUAAAUUCAUUAUUUCUUAAAAUAACGAAUGAGAUUAGUUGAAAAAUAAAAAUGCAAAGUAA